UACUUACUUAGUUAGCUAUACCUAGGUAAUUUUAGCGUUUGAUUGGCUCACCUUUUUAAUUGCUGCAAGGCUGCUCUCUGUCUCCAUAUUAAUUUUUGAGACCCGACGACUCCAACAUCAGAACAGACACUGGUGAGGUAACCAUUCUCUCCGGGCGCAGAAUCCAAUAAAUAUCCAAUGGCUACAGUUUUGGGAAAGCGCAAAUCGCGCAUACAAAAGUCAGACCCUUCAGUCAACCCAGACGAAGUUCAAGCGAAACUUGCUCGAUGUUUUGCUGCCCAAUUUCCGUCAUUACUGCCCCCUGCGAAACCGAUACCAGCAUCGGAACCUGAGAUAGAAGAUGAUGGAUCGGAUGGUAAUUCGUGGGAUGGCUUCUCCGAGGACGGAGCGGAGGACGACUCCUCAACACCCUCCACCGUCGUCGAGGUCGUAUCACAUGCCGACACAUAUUCAGCCACCACAAGAACCCUCGACAAGCGCGAAAGUCGAGCCUGGCUAUCGUCAAGACCGCCCCUAGCCACCGCCGCAGAUUCUAUCUCGUCGACAAACAAGAAAUCGAAGGCUACAACAGACGAAGAAGACGCGCCAUCAUUAUUGAAGAACGACCUUGCUCUUCAGAGGUUGCUUGCAGAAAGUCAUCUCUUCUCAUCCGCGGGCGCAGACUCUGGGGACGCGACUGAGCACGUAGGGCGCAACCGACACCUAGCGACGGACCUGCGACUAUCUGUACUAGGCUCCAAGGCUUCGAUCUACAAGCAGGAGAAGAUGCCCAUGUCGAUGCGGAAGGGGAUCCAAGCUGCUGCCGAGGGGCGAGAGACAAAGCGCCGACAAGAGGCGCGUGAGAAUGGCAUAGUGCUGGAACGACCGACGGCUUCGAAGAAGACGUCCAAGAGCAAGAGGAGUGGCGCCUCGAGCGCCAUCGACGCCCCUGCUGUUGGUAGGAUGAACAAUGGCAUGCUGAAGCUAAGUAAGAGGGAUAUUGCGGAUCUUGAGGGUGGCGGACCCCGGAAAGGCGGGACGUUUACUAAGAAGCGGCGGAGAUGAUAAAUAGGGCGCUUGAGAAUAGAAAAGAGCCCUCAAUUUCGUGAUGAGUUGUGAUGAGGAUGGCUAUGCAUUCAAUAUACCCCAAAUUCAUGAUAUUCCAGGCUUUAUGCAUUACAUUAAAUCGAUUUGCUACGCGAUCCUAAUUGCGGCUGCUGGGUCUACCUAGUGAGUAGAAUACCC
Xylaria bambusicola is the source of this 1224-nucleotide messenger RNA. RefSeq lists its product as uncharacterized. Gene Ontology annotation, biological process: maturation of SSU-rRNA from tricistronic rRNA transcript (SSU-rRNA, 5.8S rRNA, LSU-rRNA). The coding region runs from base 178 to 1044 and encodes 288 amino acids. Gene Ontology annotation, cellular component: nucleolus. The transcript has a single exon. NCBI's taxonomy places the organism in Eukaryota, Fungi, Ascomycota, Sordariomycetes, Xylariales, Xylariaceae. The record is from RefSeq and is a predicted model, not a curated record.